AAAUGUAUAUAAGGUCUCUGCUCUCCCGGUCAAGGUGACAUCUUCAAGCUUGACCAACCGCAUCAACAAUACUCUGACAGAAACAAGCAUAUCACUUUCAUACAAGUCACCAUGAAGAUCGCAGCUCUCGCCGCCACUCUUGCCCUGGCCCUCGUCCCCAGCGUGUCCGCCUGGCGCGUGUACUUUUACCAGCUGAAGGAGGAAGAGGGUCCAUCUAUUACCAAUGCUGGACCUGGAAAUCCCGGGUUCAGGUGCCAUUCCAACGUCGACCCUCUCAACCAGAAGAUUUCCUCAAUGAGGUACUACUCGGACAAUCCGGAGGGCACCACCCGCUGCUGUCUUAAAGUAUACGACAGCCCCGGCUGCAGAGGCGACCUUGGCUAUUCGUUCUGCCGCAACCAGUUCCUCAACUUCGACGACAUUGGUCACGACAACGAUGUGAGCUCCUACUCGACCGACUGCUUCAGGAUUUGAGCUCCGGCCCGCACAUGGUCCACUGGCAAUGAGUAAAUCAGGGAUUAUGCCGAGAAGAGGAUUAUCGGUUGCUAUGUGUAUAGUAUCGAAAGUACUUUAACGAUACAUUAGCAAUACACAGCCGUUUUCAU
Aspergillus novofumigatus IBT 16806 is the source of this 605-nucleotide messenger RNA. RefSeq lists its product as uncharacterized. Lineage: Eukaryota; Fungi; Ascomycota; Eurotiomycetes; Eurotiales; Aspergillaceae. The coding region runs from base 112 to 474 and encodes 120 amino acids. The record is from RefSeq and is a predicted model, not a curated record. The transcript has 2 exons.